GGCCUGGACACUUCCGGCAAAGGAAACUUAGCAGCAGCUCCAAGGGAUUUUGACAGGCUGGGUUUCUGCAUGCAGCUCUGUCUUACUUCGUUUUUCUCGCGUCUAACCUGCCAACUGCUUUGCCGCUGCUGUCCCACAACUCCUGUCUCUGGAGCCGCUCCUUCCCCAUGUUUCGGGGCAGGAGUCCUGAAAGCAAAGACCCGCUGGCCGGUACCCCAUCAUGUCCGAACUGACUAAAGAACUGGUGGAGCUGGUGUGGGGCACCAAGAGCAGUCCCGGUCUCUCUGACACCAUCUUCUGCCGCUGGACGCAAGGAUUUGUGUUUAGUGAAUCAGAGGGAUCUGCAUUAGAACAGUUUGAAGGUGGCCCCUGUGCUGUUAUUGCACCUGUUCAGGCAUUUCUUUUGAAGAAGCUCCUGUUUUCUUCUGAGAAGUCUUCUUGGAGGGAUUGCCCAGAGGAAGAGCGGAAGGAACUCCUUUGUCACACCUUAUGUGAUAUUUUAGAAAGUGCCUGUUGUGACAACUCUGGAUCAUACUGCCUGGUUUCAUGGUUAAAAGGAAAAACAACUGAGGAAACUGCUAGUAUUUCUGGGAGUCCUGCAGAGUCCAGUUGCCAAGUGGAACAUUCUUCUUCUGCCUUGGCUGUCGAAGAGCUUGGCUUUGAGCGAUUUCAUGCAUUAAUUCAAAAAAGAGCAUUCAGAAGUUUAUCCGAAUUAAAAGAUGCUGUCUUGGACCAGUAUUCAAUGUGGGGAAACAAAUUUGGAGUAUUGCUUUUUCUGUAUUCUGUAUUACUGACAAAGGGCAUUGAAAACAUAAAAAAUGAAAUUGAAGAUUCAACCGAACCUUUGAUAGACCCUGUGUAUGGACAUGGCAGCCAAAGUUUAAUUAACCUCCUAUUGACGGGACAUGCUGUUUCUAAUGUAUGGGAUGGUGAUAGAGAAUGCUCAGGAAUGAAACUUCUUGGUAUACAUGAACAAGCAGCUGUAGGAUUCUUAACAUUAAUGGAAGCUUUAAGAUACUGUAAGGUUGGUUCUUACUUGAAAUCUCCAAAAUUUCCUAUUUGGAUUGUUGGCAGUGAAACUCACCUCACCGUAUUUUUUGCCAAGGAUAUGGCUUUAGUUGCACCUGAGGCUCCUUCAGAACAAGCCAGGAGAGUUUUUCAAACCUAUGAUCCAGAAGAUAAUGGAUUUAUACCUGAUUCACUUCUAGAAGAUGUGAUGAAAGCACUGGACCUUGUUUCAGAUCCUGAAUAUAUAAAUCUCAUGAAGAAUAAAUUAGAUCCAGAAGGAUUAGGAAUCAUACUAUUGGGUCCGUUUCUUCAAGAAUUUUUUCCUGAUCAGGGCUCCAGUGGUCCGGAGUCUUUUACUGUCUACCACUACAAUGGACUGAAGCAAUCAAAUUAUAAUGAAAAGGUAAUGUAUGUGGAAGGGACUGCAGUUAUUAUGGGUUUUGAAGAUCCCAUGCUACAAACAGAUGACACGCCUAUUAAACGCUGUCUUCAAACCAAAUGGCCAUACAUCGAAUUACUCUGGACCACAGAUCGCUCUCCUUCACUUAACUGACUUGCAUAAGUAUUUAAAAGGAAGAUUGUAAUAGCAGAUGUUGAAAGAGGGAUGUGAGACUGGCAAUUGGCUAUCACUGGUAUCACUGACUAAUUGUAAAUAACAGAAGAACACAUUUUCAGUGUUUAAGAUAUGUUUAAAUUAUUUAUGUUAAAGUUUACCCUAUUUUAACUCUAUGUGAAAUUUACUAGCAAAAUUAAGUUUUAAUCAAAGUUCACCACUUUUACAGUCAGAUAAUUGGUCAUUUAGCAAAUUAUAAACAUCAUUUAAUACUAUAGCAUUUGUAUAUUGAGUAUCAAUUACUAUUUAUAAACUUCUAUUUUGGGGUUUUAUUUCAUUUAGGCAUAUAUUACUGUUUAAGUGAUUCUGGCUUGCAGUAUAUCUGCCUCCACAUUGAAAUGCAGAAAAGUUAAUCAUUUCUUUUUAAAAAUCUGUUUUACAUUAGAAAUAUUGAUAAAUAACAAAUUAUCAACUUGGAUCAUUUGACAUUUGGCUUAGCUCUGGCAUGUUUAUAAAAAAUAGAAACUAUAAAGGAACAUUACCAUUUAUUCACAGAUAUAUAGAGAAUGUAUUUUUUAAAAAGAUAGGAAAAAGAAUCUGUUUGAUAGUCUUAACACUGUUAACUUUCACCGUAUUGCCAGUUACACUCUUCUCAGUUUGUCCCAACAGCCCUGUAAGCCAGGUUUUUUGUAAAUUUAUAAAUAUGAUCAAUGCAUGAAAACAUCUGUUAUUACAUUAGUAUAUUGCAUUAUUUAUUACAAUCCUAGUCAA
Messenger RNA from Pteronotus mesoamericanus, 2332 nucleotides. It is a transcript of the gene MINDY3, whose product is annotated as MINDY lysine 48 deubiquitinase 3. The record is from RefSeq and is a predicted model, not a curated record. Gene Ontology annotation, biological process: protein K48-linked deubiquitination. The transcript is spliced from 15 exons. The coding region runs from base 221 to 1561 and encodes 446 amino acids. Gene Ontology annotation, molecular function: cysteine-type deubiquitinase activity; K48-linked deubiquitinase activity. NCBI's taxonomy places the organism in Eukaryota, Metazoa, Chordata, Mammalia, Chiroptera, Mormoopidae.